AUGUCACGAGUGCUCCACAUCCCUGGUAUCGUCUUCCUCCUCUGCGCAUUCGUGCUGCUCUUCCUCGUCUCCAUCUCCCUCCCCUUCCUCACCGCCCUCGACUUCGCACGCGUCAACUUCAAGGACGGCAGCCCCACCGUCGGCUCUGACAGCAACGUUGUCGACCAGAUACGCUUCGGUACCUGGGCGAACUGUUGGUACGAAGCCUCGGGCACCCGCGCCUGCAGCGCCGCCCACAACGCAUAUACCACCACCCUCUAUGAUUCCCAGCGCCAGGGCUUUGUGACCAUCGGUCCCUCCUGGACGCGCGGCCUCGCCGUCCACCCCGUUGCUACGGGUGUGACCUUCGUCGCGCUCCUUCUCUCCUUCUCCACACACGUAACCUUCACGCUCCUCGCCUCCCUCACCGCCUUCCUCGCCGCUACCAUCACGCUCGUCGCGUUCGCGAUCGACAUCGCGCUGUACGUGUUCGUGAAGCACGAAGUCGGCAAGCUCGCCGGCGUGUCCGCCAACACCGACACUGCGCCAGGAUUCUGGCUGACGUUUGUGUCGUUCAUCCUGCUCUGCCUCGCGGGCUGCACGGUGUGCCUCGGGCGCAGGCGCGCCCGCACGGAGGGCGCGACGACGUACAACUACUCGUGGAAGGACCGCUUCCGCCGCCGCAACGCCACCAAGGUCUGAGCGGCUGCCAUACCCCCCAAGGCGUGUUUACCCUUGCGCUUCACCACCCGCGCGUUUUCAUGAUUUCGCGAGGUCGCGACGAGGACCUUUCCGAGCUCUGCGAACCCCUUCUGCUACUACUUACGAGCGUUAGAUUAUACCUAGAGCCGUAUUCUUCUGCGUGUUACAGGAGCAAUUAU
Molecule: messenger RNA, 860 nt
Organism: Trametes versicolor FP-101664 SS1
Lineage: Eukaryota; Fungi; Basidiomycota; Agaricomycetes; Polyporales; Polyporaceae
Exons: 5
Coding region: 1-681 (226 amino acids)
Cellular component (GO): plasma membrane; growing cell tip; cell division site
Source: RefSeq, a predicted model, not a curated record